AGUAACAAAAUGAUUCGAAUAUGUUGUUAAAUCUUCGAAACUUCAUAUUCUUAUCAUAGGUAAUGUAAAAUACGUUUCAUUUGCAAACUGCAAAAGCAAUAGUUAAUUGUAUCAUAAUAUCAGUGAAAAUUAUGUCUUAUAUAACGACAGCAGCAACUUUUGCACUUUUUAUACAUUUUGUGGCAAGCUUUGAAUUGAUUUCACAAAAAUUUGACAAAGAAACAGACACACGAAUUAUUUCAAGUGGAGCAUCAAUGGUGACAACAAAAGCGAAAUCUGGAUUCGAAUGUGCUAUCACGUGUACAAAUGAUGAUAACUGCUGUUCCUGUAGCUAUAACAAAGACUUGGAACAAUGUCAGCUUUCUUGUUCAUGCAGUCCUACAAUGGAACUCCAUAACGGAACAUUUACAUUUAUAAAGACUCCUCAACCAGUUUUCAGUGUUCCAGUAACGGACUGUAGUGAAUUGCCAGCUGGAACAAAAAGUGGAGUGUAUUGUAUCCAGCCUGAAAAGGGAUAUGACAUUGCUGUUUACUGUGACAUGGACAUUGAUGAUGGGGGAUGGACUACAAUCCAGAGAAGAUAUGACGGCACUGUGGACUUCUAUCGGUAUUGGGAGGAUUACAAAUCUGGAUUUGGAGACAUAGCUGGUGAACAUUGGCUUGGGAAUGAUAAUUUGAAUGUCAUUCUUCGACAAGGAUAUUACGAAGUGCGAUUUGACCUUGAAGACUUUACAGGGGAUACAUCGUAUGCUAUGUAUGAUACAUUGCAUGUUGGGGAUGAGAGUACAAACUAUCGUAUCUUUCUGGCGGGUUACACUAAUGGAACAGCAGGUAAUGCAAUGGCGGAUUUGAACCCUUUAUUGAAUCAUAUGUUUACAACUCGUGACAGGGACAACGAUUUUAGCUCGGACUUCAACUGUGGUAUUAAAACAGAAAGUGGUUGGUGGCAUAAUGAAUGUACAUCUGCCAAUAUCAAUGGUGAUUAUGGAGAGAUGUAUAAUAGUACUGCGAAAAUGCAUUGGAAAACAUGGAAACCAAAUGCGCUAAAACAAACAAGAAUGAUGAUCAAACCAAGUAGAGUUGUAGGAUAAAAUAUUUAGCCUUCAAUUUGAUUGGUUAGUAAUUGUGUUAUUUAUUGCAGAUAUCUGUCAUAAUUAUUCAUUUGAUAUUGCAUUUUUAUUCAAAUAGACCGAUUCAUAUAUUCAAACUUUCUCCUGAGAGUGUGUGAUAUUUCUGUUUAUAAUCAAGCAAUAAAACUCACUGAAU
Messenger RNA from Mytilus trossulus (common blue mussel), 1266 nucleotides. Its product is annotated as fibrinogen-like protein A. The record is from RefSeq and is a predicted model, not a curated record. NCBI's taxonomy places the organism in Eukaryota, Metazoa, Mollusca, Bivalvia, Mytilida, Mytilidae. The transcript is spliced from 5 exons. Bases 132 to 1091 code for a protein of 319 amino acids.